UGAUAGAGCCAACAGUGGCAUGCUGGCCAUGACCGCGAAGACGUAAACGACAGCCCUCGCGCAAAAGCCCCCACGCGGACACGCGGACACACCGACAGACGGACACGCGGACACGGCGACAGACGGACAGACGGACACGGCGACAGGCCAGACGCGAUGCAGCCGACAACCCCCGCGGCGCCGACGACGGGCCCGCAGCGGCCGUCGUCGGACGAGCACGACUCGGACGGGUCGCAGGCGACGCUGCAGCAGACGACGCCGCAGCAGACGCCGCAGCAGACGCCGCCCGCCCACAACUACUCGCGGCCGGCGAUUGUGCACGCCGCGCAGAGCCACACGUCGCUGAUGGACCGCGCGCGCCUCGGCCACCGCCCGCGCCAGCGCUCGCAGGGCUGUCUGGAGCCGGGCCUGGCGUCGAUGCGCGGCGAGAGCCUGGUGUCGUCGCCGCCGCCGCCGCACCUCUCCGCGAGCCAGAUGGCCGCCCAGGCCGCCUACAGCGCGCAGCACAUGCGCAAGCGCUCGACGACGGUGCCCGCGCCCGUCGACAGCCACGGCCACGGCCACGGCCACGGCCACCACAAUGCGUCCGCGCCCGCGCCCGCGCCCGCGCCCGCGCCCGGCAGCCGCAGCCAGCCCUUGAGCCCGCCGCCCACGCACAGCAGCCCGUCCAUGACCUUUCGGACAAACGGCAUGACAUACCAGCAGACCGCCCCGCCGACGCGCUCGGCCGCGGCGACGGCGGCCAACGCCGCGUUCCCCGCGAGCCCGCUGGCCUCGCCGGGCCUCGCGGAGGCCGGCCAGGCCUCGCCCCGGCUGCCCGCGGCCGCGGCCGAGCUGGUCCCGCAGAAGGCGCCCAAGGAGAAGAGCAAGACGAUGAAGCUCUUCUCGUCCUCCAAGCCAAAGCGCAUCGAGCUCGACAAGCCCGCCGACAAGAAGCACCAGGCGCUGCCGUCGCCCGGCAAGAUGGGCAUCGGCAUCCACAGCGCCCACGCCCUCAACCGCGUCAUGAACCAGUCGACGACCAGUCUGCUCGACUCGGCGCCCGCCAGCAGCAGCGCGUCGCUGUACGCCUCGGCCGGCGCGUCGCUGUACGCGUCGACCAACGCCUCGACCAACGCCUCGACGUCGACGCUCGUGGCCAAGACCGAGCCCCACGCGCCGGAGCCCAAGGAAAAGCACAAGCACCACUUCCUGUCGCGGACAAAGGCCAAGCUAAAGGACAAGGACGACCACGCGCUGCCGCUGUCGUCGGCAAACAGCACGUCGCGGCCCACCAACCCCAACGCGCCCGAGUCGCUCUACAACUUUGCCCCGUCCUCGCCGCUGCCCGGCAGCUCCUUCCCCAGCUCCGUGACGGGCCUCGAUCUCAGACACGGCGGCCGGGGCCUGCGCGAAGCGAAGAAGAACGCCAAAGCCGCGGCCUACCUGGGCGAGGGCCUCGACGCGAGCUUCGUGCCGAGGCCUUCGUUUAGCACGGAGCGCGCAGAAUGGCCGUCUCUCGCGGGCAGCCUCAACAGCACCCCGGGCGGCACUGCGCCGGGCGCGUCCAUGGCGCACACGGCCGAGAUGAUGCAGCUGGGAGCGUCUUUUGGCAUCACCGGCAUGUCGCCCGACGACGCGUGGCCGCUGCUGAAAGCGCGCGUGCUGUCGAUAUUCGAGGGCGAGGACCCGCGGCCGCCGGUCCAGGACUUCAACGCGCUCGUCACGGUGCACAUUAAACGCUGCAUCCACAAGCGCUCGCCCAUUCUGCUCAUCGAAGACCUCAACGAGCUCCUGUACACGGGGUUUGGCUCGCUGGACCAGACCCUCCGCCACAUACCCGACGAGCGCCUCAUCCCGCACCUUGUCGAGAUGUGGCUAGUCGUCUUCACCACCAUCCUGCCCUUCCUGCAGGCCGUCUUCCUGCCCCUCGAUCUCGAGUUCAGAGGCGUGGGCAUCAUGUCCAGCAUCCAGGCCAGCGAGUUCUGGGGCGUCGUGCUGCCCGACGAGAUGAACACAAAGUCGCCCACCCACAAGAACAUGCCCAUUCUCGGCGAGCUCGACGUGCGCCGCAUCACGCUGCUCAUGUUCCGCGACAUUGUCAUCCUCCCGCGCUGCGACAGCCUGAUGGCCAUCUUCUCGCGCCUGUCGCUCGAGAACCUCAACGCCGGCCUCGAGUCGCCGUCCUUUAUCCCCGACGCCCGCCCGGGCACCGCGUCCAGCGCCUCGGACGCCCUCUCCGGCCUCGCCGCCAGCCUGGGCACAAACGCCGCCAGCCUGGGCACAAACGGCGCCAGCCUGGGCACAAACGCCGCGUCCCACUCUUCCGCGGGCUACCUCGAAUCCACAUCCUCGUCGCUCCCGCCCUCGGGCCGCAGCCGCGCAACGAGCAACACCUCGGCGGGCUCCUUUUCGUCGAACCCGCACUCGCACCCCGCCACGCUGCACCCGCCGCAGUCGCUCCCCCACAGCCUGCGCCUGCAGCCCAUGGACUCUGCCAAGGUCACCGAGACGGUCGGCCGCAUGCUGCAGUGCGUCUCGGUCCUCGUGAGUCUGCAGAGCGCCGACGAGAGCCAGGACAAGAUGGCCCGCAUGAGCAAGGAGCUCAAGUACAACUGGCUGGGUCGCGGCCGCACCGGCCGCCAGCGACAGGGCUUUGUUGGGCCCCGCAGAGGCGGCGGCUUGCCGCUGGGCAGUCUGAGCCUGAAUCUCAACCUCCCCGAGGAGACGGACGUUGGUGCCUGAGUGGACGUGUGCUUGGCGCUUGGCGUUUGGCGAAAGGGAAUAUUGGAGAGCCACUUGGUGGAGAGCCACUUGGUGGAGAGCCACUUGGUGUGUAUAGCGCGCGGACCCGGCUGAUCAAUUCAAGUGUUACGAGUCCUGUCUCUCCAUCUCCACGUCUACUUCCAUCUCCACUCCACCUCUACCUCCACUCCACCUCCACUUCACCUCUACCUCCACUCCACCUCCAC
Molecule: messenger RNA, 2951 nt
Organism: Didymella exigua CBS 183.55
Lineage: Eukaryota; Fungi; Ascomycota; Dothideomycetes; Pleosporales; Didymellaceae
Product: HbrB-like protein
Exons: 1
Coding region: 157-2724 (855 amino acids)
Biological process (GO): TORC2 signaling
Cellular component (GO): TORC2 complex
Source: RefSeq, a predicted model, not a curated record